This is a messenger RNA of Etheostoma spectabile (orangethroat darter), 6564 nucleotides long. RefSeq names its product adaptor related protein complex 1 subunit sigma 1 (gene ap1s1). Gene Ontology annotation, biological process: vesicle-mediated transport; intracellular protein transport. Gene Ontology annotation, cellular component: membrane coat; AP-1 adaptor complex. The coding region runs from base 259 to 732 and encodes 157 amino acids. Gene Ontology annotation, molecular function: clathrin-cargo adaptor activity. The transcript is spliced from 6 exons. NCBI's taxonomy places the organism in Eukaryota, Metazoa, Chordata, Actinopteri, Perciformes, Percidae. The record is from RefSeq and is a predicted model, not a curated record.
CUCACUAGAGGCGGAACUGCUCAGAGUAGCAGGGAAUGGGUUCAGCUCAGCGACUCUGACACAGACAUGCACUGACAACGUUAGCCGCUGUUUAUUCCUUUACGUGGACCAGGCAGUGUAGACGUAGUGUUUGUUUGUAACGUCGUAGUAGCUUAAAAAAAAAAUUCAAAACAAAUGGAAGUGUCCCACCUGCGCUACCUUCACCUGCCUUCUGUCAGCAUAUAGCCUGCAAGCUAACAGGCCGAAUAACAGCAUAAGAUGCGUUUCAUGCUGCUUUUCAGCCGGCAGGGGAAGUUGCGUCUGCAGAAGUGGUACACCGCCACAGCGGAGCGCGACAAGAAGAAGAUGGUCAGGGAGCUGAUGCAGAUUGUGCUCGCCCGCAAACCAAAGAUGUGCAGCUUCCUUGAAUGGAGGGACCUCAAGAUUGUCUACAAAAGGUACGCCAGCCUGUAUUUCUGUUGUGCAAUUGAAGAGCAGGACAACGAGCUGAUCACACUGGAAGUCAUCCACCGCUUCGUAGAGCUUCUGGAUAAAUACUUUGGCAGUGUAUGUGAGCUGGACAUCAUCUUUAACUUUGAGAAGGCCUACUUCAUCCUCGAUGAGUUCCUGAUGGGAGGAGAGAUCCAGGAUACGUCUAAGAAGAGCGUCCUCAAAGCCAUCGAACAAGCUGACCUACUGCAGGAGGAGGACGAGUCCCCCAGGAGUGUGUUGGAGGAGAUGGGCCUGGCGUAGUACACGGUAGCCGUGUGAGAGACUAUAGAUACUAUAAGGCGGAGAGCUGGUUGAGAGGGGUGGGGGUGGGGGGGACACAAUCUGGGAUUGAACAUGCUUGGACUGACAGCGUUGGUUCUGUGUAUCUUUGGCUCUGGCGACUGCUGUACAGUGUUUAACUGGGGAGGAGACACAGUUAAGAAUGGAAGAUCCUUGCAUUGCCGUGUGUGUGUGCGUGUUUUUAAAGUUUGUCAGGCACUGCAAGUGAACUGAGACUAGGUCAGGGAAUUGGGUAAUUAGAUAAAAGUGGCAUCAGCUAAAAGAUAAGUCUGAUGCUAUUUCAUGUUUUUUGUAUUUUCCUCAAUUCUCAUGAAAAGACUGACACUAACAACGUGUUAGUUCAUCUCGCACGCAAAACUCUUUGACUUCCCUAAGAUGACGGUGACACUCAGCUCCAAUUCCAUUGAUUCCUGCCCAAGAUGUUCAUGUUUAAAACAGCUAUGCAGAUAUAAUUAAUUUGAAACAAAACAAAAAACAGCUUGUUUUACUGUAGUUUAUACAAUUGUUAUUCAAACAGGAGGAAAUAGUGUAUUUCUUGGGGACUAUAUUCAACGGCGGAUUAAUCCACAUUGCAGUUGUAGUGUUUAUCUCGGGCAGCAGGAUGGUGUAUGUGCAACUGAAUCCAAACAUACCACUGUGUGUGUGUGUGUGUGUGUGUGUGUGUGUGUGUGUGUGUGUGUGUGUGUGAGUGUGUUGUGUUGGCUGUGUGUGUGUGUGUGUGUGGGUGUGUGUGUGUGUCAUGAUAAUGAAUGAACAUGUCACAGUGCAAGAGUGUGACUUAAUUUUAUUUAAUUUUAAGCUUUGUGGGCCAGAGGAAGAUUUUAUCAGGCUGUUAGUGCGUUGUAUUUGUGCUCGAAAGUCGGAAACACGCCCCUUGAAGUUUGUGUUUUAUUAAACCAAUCGUACACAGUCCUGUGGACGUGUUGCCACGCAGUUUGUAUGCACAAAAAAACAGCGUAAUGCGUUAUCAACUGGUCAGAAAAAUGUAGAAUACAACUUUUUAAAGUAAAAUUCUGUGCUUGUACAAUCCGGUUUUUAGAACAGUGUUUGCCAUCGUUCCGCUUGGUUGUGUGUGUGAUAACAUGAAACAAGGAAAAUAGCACACAGCGUGUAGGUGAAAAGCAAACUGAAUGUGGGUUCCUCCCCUGAGGUGUGUUCUUACCAAUAUAACUGUGUGUCACACAGCAACCAUGUUAACACAGCAAAAGUUGUGUUCAAAUAGUUAGUCUCUUUAAUUACGCAGCACAGUGGCCCGAUGGUUAGCAUUGUGGCCUCACAGCAAGAAGGCGCCGGGUUUGAACCCUGGUUGUCCCGGGCCUUUCUGUGUGGAGUUUGCAUGUUCUCCCUGUGUCUGUGUGGGUUUUUUCUGGGUGCUCCGGUUUUCCCCACCACUAAAAAUGUGUUCCCCUCCCUCCCUACCAAGCUAAUGUGUGGUGAGUGUCUGGUGAGCCCCCCCCUAUUAUCAUCAUCAUAAUCCUCUAAUUCUAAUAAUCCUAAACAUCCCUCUCAAUAUAUUAUUACAGUUAUGUGAACUACACUUGGUGUUUUCAUUUUUUUUUCUUCUUUCUCAUAAAGGCAGAGUUGUACUGUUUGGAAGUUAUUCCUAUAUCUGUGAUUGGCCCAUCUUUCAGCGGGCCCAGUGGGGAUGGCCUGCGUUGUGGAUUGUGAAUAAUGAACCAAAGACAUUUUAAGAUUUGCAUCACAGCCUUGUUUACAUAUUAGCCAUGCAUAUGUACCGCAAGUGGAAUGAUGUACCAGACGAGAUGGAAAUGUCAAGUCUGUCUUAUGCAAGUUAACACAGAGCAAUGGAGAGUUUUCCUCCCAGACAGCAGGAAGCAGCCACUGAGACAGGUGGGUGGGGGGUUCAGCUGGUACUACUGACUGGUACUACUGUUGGGACUGAAAUUCCAAGGCAACUAGAAUAAACUGAAUUUUAGACAAUGGUACAUGCUUUUAUAAUGUUUAAUCAUUUUGAAUAUGUGGUUAUUACUGAUGUUUGUGAUCUAAAUUUGGUAUCUGUUUGAAAAUUGCAUCCUAGGCAAGAUUACCAGCAGGAUCACAUAUGAAUGCUCAUCCUGCAAGUGGUGCUUUGUUCAACUUGGUUAAGCCCAGGUCAGACCAAAGAUUUGCGACGAGACAGAACCGUUUUAGAACAUUGCUGCGGUCUGAACCGGCCCAUCUCAAACUCGACUCAAACCAGCUAAUGGCGUCGCUGCGACACAGCUGGUCAGGGAUCCAGAGGCUGGUUUUAGAACUAAGGGAUGUAACCUUUUUCAACAGCCAAUAGAGAAGUCAGCUGGUCAAGUCAGCUACAAACUCUAGAAAUAUAAUGAUCCCUAAUCUAUUUUAUUUCUAUGUUACAAACUGUUUACUGGUUGAAACAGAGUUUUAGACCGUUUUGUCUCAUUGCAUCAUUGUAACUGGCAGGUCUUUGGUCUGGACUGGGCUUUAAAAGGUCAUUUAAUUUAAGUAAAGUGCAUUUCUUAAAACAGUAGAAGGCCUGCAACUGGUUUUGAGCAUAUUCUUUAGCACCAUGGUCACGAUGGCUCCAUACCUCAGGUUUCAGGUCAGGGUUUAUUCUAUCAACGCGCUGUAUAAAUAUUGUUCCCUUGAUCAAGUGGGAAACUUGUUGUUGUUUUUUUUUCUAUCUUAACUUGCCUUCAUUUGACUUAGUCCAGAUCGGCUUGUAAUCAGACAAAUCAUUUAGUGUCGGUGACCAAACGCACAAACCUCUUAUGACGAUGCUCACACGUAGGGUUGGGGUUUGAGAGCAUUUUAUUGAAUCUGAAUCCAGAAUUGACUCCACUCUUUGAAUCCAAAUAUUUUUCAUAUACAUUAGCCUUCAAGAUUUGUAACCAAAUUUACAAAAAUAAUCAAAACCCUUGAGCCAACUACUGGAAGUCAGACUAUUAACCUGACAAACUGAAACUAGUGACAUGAUGUAAACAAAUGUUACGUAACAUUUUUUGAAUUAGUUAACAUAAAUUGGCUCUGUUGCCGAUAAACAUGCUAAAUGUUUAUUUUAACUCGCAAGACCAAAUAUUCUGGAACUAGAUUCAAAACAGGCACAGCAAUCAGAGCCCAACUCUACUCAUACCAAUAAUACAGAGUGCAGGGUUUCCUCCAGAAAAGUUGUUAAACCUGGUGGCAAGUGUCUUUUUUUUUCUUCUUUUCAUCGAGGGCCCGGCUGGGGACCAGACACAGACUGAUGGCAGCAUUGAUGUAGAGCCCAAUAGUUUCUAUGAUAACAGAAUCAUAGACAGAAUUAGGAAAUCCAGAAUGUAAAAAAGCUAUGACAGAUUCCAUAGAACCAUACAUUAAGUCAGCUCUAAAAGCUAACUGGAGAUGUCAAAAAAUAUGACAAUGAUGUUUCCAACCGAGCCGCCCCACUGUAACUGCAGUAUAAGAAAUUUAGUUAAAAAAACAUUCCAAAAUAAUUCCCAGUGGCUUAAGGGGCAACCUGGGCCGGGUGGGCCACCAGGCCUGCAAUACACUGGGGGAAACCCUGGCGUCAAUAUUUGAACUGUAUGUUGAAUUUACCUAGUGUGUUUGUGUACUGCCGUGAUCUUAUGCAUGACAUGUUUAUUUUAUAAAAGGCUGUGGACCGGGACCAGUAUGUUACUAUAAAGUUCUUUGCAAUCAGAUGUUGGGUUUGUACAAACCCUGAGAAUAUGGCCAUCAUAUAAAGUGGGGAAGAUCUCGUCCUAGAAAACUAUUCAGGAAAAAAUGAUUACCAAGCUCCUAAGUUUUCUAUCACCUGCCCAUAGACUGUUGGUUAGAGCUAGGCUCUCUCUACAAAAGCCUGUUUGUCUUGACGUUACUAUUGAUGCUGUGACGAUGUAUCACAUUGCUUUCAUAAAACUUUCAUCUAAAAUAGGGCUGGGUGAUGUGCUACCUUACGAAUGUUUGAAUGAUCAUUUGAUUCAGCUGAAACGGAUAUUUUUGGAAACUAUUUUCUUUGAAGCUACAUCUCAAUAUUAAUUCCAGAUAUUGUUUCAGUGGCUGUCACUGACUAGGGUUUUCACACAUUUUCCAUUAACCCUAGAGAGAAACAUCUUCCUUGCAUUGUUUCAAAAUGUAUGCACGUUUUUUUUUUCAAUCAUAUAAUGUCCUCUCAGGAGUUCUGGAUAGACAUCUCCUGAUUUCUAGCAAAUUAAUUUCCUUUGUUUUCUGCUCUUAUGUGACCUGCUGAUCAUAUCGAUUGCUUAUUAAGAAAACUUCUGAGUAAAUAUUGGACUGCAACACUAUGUUCUUUAAGAAGAACUACAUCCUGAAAUGUGACCUAUGUGCAGGCGUACCUCCUGUGUGUGUAAAAACUGUUGUUGGCAGUAACAGGCUGCAGGACAUUGAGCCUGAACCUGUCUCAAAGAGUCAGUUGGACCACAGCGCCGUUGUCUGUACACAGCAGGGACUAAUCCCUCAUUUUCCUCUGCUCAACUCUGAAUGUCAGUCUGUGUUAAGGGCUCACUGUGUGAUCUGAUUGUUUUCUGUGUCAGCAUGUGGGGGAACAACUGAAAAAAAAAGGGGGUACGAUAUGUUGAACUGUUGCAAAAACAAAGACACCAGAUUGUAGCUGAUAUGUGCUGAGCAGGGGCAACAUGUUUGACUUCUGAGAUUCAGUAUUUCUAUGAACAUGUUAGAAAUCCUAAUUUUAAGUGUGGCCUUUUCUUCAUACUUUUAAUUUGAAUCUCACAAUUUAAAUAUUUGGGGUGUGCAAAAAAAUCGGUUCCUAUUCUAAUCGCGAUUCAACCUCUAUUAAAAGCUAACAAGUUCUAGCAUCCUCCCGGCUGCUCCUUCCCGAUCUCUCUCCAACGGUUUAGUUUCUAUAAGAUGCAAUAACAGCUCACACUUUAAGACAGUGUCUCUUUUGAAGGUAUUUCUGGUGGUGUACAACACAAAGGUAACAUUCACACCUCCAGCUGGCCCUAGUCUGUUUUAGAAAGUUAGCAGAGAUAACUUUCUGAUUUUACCUUUAGAAAGUGGCUUCCAGAUGUUGGACGUUCUGAUGAGCCCUUAUUAUGCUUUUUGGAAUUGUUCCUGUCUUUUAGUGUGUUAUAUAGUUAUUUGAGUAUGUAAUAGAUGUAUCAAGUACAAAAAACAUUUCACUCCAAAUGGAGCUUACUCUCCCGCAGACAGUCCUUUUUCUUAGCUGUCUGAAACGCCUCGUGAGUGGGCCAGCUGACCAAUCAGAGCAGACUGGGCUUUUCAGGAAGACGGGCCUAGAGCUCAGACAGUGUUUCAGGCAGAGGAGCUGCAGCUGUAGUGCUUUUUUUGAACAUCAAAGCAUGUACACCUAUUCUAGUAGACCCCGGGAAUAUAAAUAGGACACUGAAAGGAGUAUGUUAGGGGCUCCUAAAAGCGUUAUUAUCCUCCUCACAUAUGUCUGUACAUUUGAGCAUACACCCUCGUAAUGUUUUGUCAUUAACCCCGGCCUCUGCUGCCCCUUUCUUCCUCCAAAGAGACUUUGAAAAGGGUGUUGAAUGUUUUUUGGGUGAGUUUGUAUUUAAUGCCCAGUUUGAACUUUGUGUUUGGUUAAUCGGCUCAUCAUAUGCAAUGACUUAAUCAAUUUGGUGGUUGUCUUUUUCAUAAAUUGGUACUUGUGAAAGAGAAUGAAAAUUUGGAUUUGAAAUAUUUGUUAAAAGUUGUUUGGAGGAAGAGAGGACGAGACAUGUGAAUGGUUUACAGAGCUGUCAAGGGGCCUUGGGGUAGGAAAGUAGAAGCUCAGUAAUGCAGGCUAAAGGGACUCUGUGUGUGAAUGUAAUUUUAUAAAGAAACAAACCAUUUUAAGCUGAA